This is a messenger RNA of Mangifera indica (mango), 1922 nucleotides long. RefSeq lists its product as uncharacterized. Bases 184 to 1650 code for a protein of 488 amino acids. NCBI's taxonomy places the organism in Eukaryota, Viridiplantae, Streptophyta, Magnoliopsida, Sapindales, Anacardiaceae. The transcript is spliced from 5 exons. The record is from RefSeq and is a predicted model, not a curated record.
AAACUCUGAAAACGAUCGCUAACACUGUCUCUUCAAUAAAACACAAAUCAAAACCAAAUUCUUCAAAAAAAUUCGCAAAUCUACAGUCUCGCUUCUCAAAGCAGCAAUCUACAAUCAAACCCUCUUGCCAAAAGUCCUGAAAUUCAAGAAUCCAUCACCAAAACCCUGAGAAAAUCAAAGAAAAUGGUGUAUACUUACACACCCACAUACUACUCUUCACUUCAUGACUCAAUCGCUUCUCUUUGCAAGACCAUUCUGCCACUUUCAUUCAAGAAGAGGCGGUGGUUGCCAGCGGUGGAUCACAAGCUAGCGAAGCAGCAAUCUGAUAAUCUCAAGUGGCAGCAGGAUUCGUUCCACCAGAUUUUGAACUUGAUGGGACUGCACAAAGAGGGGAUUCUUGGUGAAAGUGAAGUUGCUGCGUUUAGAGCUAGUUUGCUUGAGACCCUUAUAGCUUCUCCAGCUGAACAAGAACAGGCUGUUAUUUUGAGAGAUAAGUUGGUGUUCUUGCAGGAGCUUCUUUAUGCGAAAUGCAUUUCGGUCGAUGAGUACCAUUCUUCGAAGAGGCCAUUGUUACAGCGGUUGGCAGUACAAGGAGCUGAGAUUGAGGCAAGAGAUGUGAUUGUUGCGAAUCCAAAAGAUGGAAAAGAUAACUCAGAAGAAGAAUGGUCAGUCAUUGACUUGAAGGAUGAUGAGAAAGGCCAAAUGAGCAAGGAAAAUUUGCAUAUGAAGAACAAGUUGAAGCACAACAUCUCUGCAAUGAGGCAAAUCAAGGAAGCAGCUUCAGUCUUUAGCUUUGGAUCAUCUCAGAAAAAACAUGGAGAAGAGAAGCAUAAAGAAAACCCUGUCUGGGAUAGUCAGUUGAAGCAUAAAGAAAGCGAAACACAGUCAAUUCUUAUGCAGGAAAGCUUACAGAAUGAGUCAUCCAUCAAAGGAAAUGGUGGCAACAGUGUUAAAAAGGCUAAGAGAAAACCCUUUAGAACUUUGUUUCAUAGAGAGGGACAUGGUGGAGGUGAAAAUGGUGUUGAUUUUGAGGAGAGAGCAUCAAAAUGGGCUAAAAAACAAUGGGGAUUUGAGGGUUUGAAGAAAUGGAAGAGAAAUGAUUCAGAGGAUGAGACUGCACCUCUGCCUCUCAGUGAAAGAUCAGACUCAGAAGCUUAUUUGGAAUCCUGCAAGCUUGUUUCAAGCCCCAUUGGAGAGGGACCCAACACAAGAGAUAUCAAGAAGAAGUUGCAUUCAAAUGGCUCUCCAUCAGAUUUCUUCAUUGACAAGGUUCUAGGGGACAAGAUAAAGAAGGAGUUAUCCAGAAUUCAAUCAGAACUCAGCACCACAAACCCAAAUCUAAAAUUCUCGAAUGAUCAAAUUGAAGCAAUUUCCACCAAGCUUCCCGUGGACAAAGCUGACCUGAAAAAGUUCUUUCCCAAGUCAUGGUGUGAUAGGUAUGGUGAUGUUGUAUUGGAUGUGGUGAAGAAAGAAUUCAAGGACCAUGUAGGAGAAAUGGAGAGUAUGCGAAAUGCUGCCAGAGAGAAGCAUGGCAACUCAUCACGAUGGACGACAUUUGAAGAUGAUGAUGUUGAUGAAAAUUGUCACCCAAAUCUCUUUGCUCACCAGGAUCGUUCAUUUGAAGUUAUGAAGAAAAAAUUUACUUCUUAGAAUGGUGAAAGCAGCCACCAAUAACCUGGAAAAGAAUCCCUUUUUCCAGGAUUGUAAUGAGAAAAAUGUAUGCAACCUGAGGACUGAACCAGCCUUUUCAGAAGAGCAUAAUCCAUUCUGGACACCAACUCAUGGAUCUUCUUUGUUGAAAUAGCUGAAAGCAGGCAGUGUUGUUAGUAUCUUCAUAUAAAUACUUGCUUCUCUUAUUUUGUAAGAACACUAUUCUUCAAGGUAGUACUGCGGAAGUUUACUUGUAAAAGGAAGAUUAUACA